ACUUGGUUUGUGAAAUGUACAUUUGUCUACGCGGCAUUUCAAUCCUACGUGGCAAAACAGGAGUAAUUGUUUUAUAACUUUAAUCUUUCGAGUCGAUAUGUAGAUAACAGAGUAAAGCUAAUUGUGAAUCUGUGUUCUUAUAAACACAUUUUGAUUAAAACAGUAAAGAGUAAUGCAACAGAAGCGGAAAAAAUUAAGCACAAUGAGGGCAUUAAUUCUUGUUGGUGGAUAUGGAACUAGAUUAAGACCACUUACAUUAAGUAGACCUAAACCUUUGGUAGAGUUUGCUAAUAAACCAAUGCUUUUGCAUCAAAUAGAGGCUUUGGUAGAAACAGGUGUGACAGAGGUAAUAUUAGCUGUAUCAUAUCGUGCAGAAGAAAUGGAAACACAUUUGGGUGAAGAGGCAAAGAAAUUAGGUGUACGUUUAAUUUUUUCCCAUGAACCAGAACCCCUUGGUACUGCAGGACCACUUGCACUUGUACAUGACCUAUUGUCUUCAGGGGAUGAGCCAUUUUUUGUUCUAAAUUCUGAUAUUAUUUGUGAAUUUCCAUUUAAACAACUUCUUGAUUUCCAUAAAAAUCAUGGUACAGAAGGGACAAUAAUUGUGACUAAAGUGGAAGAACCAUCAAAGUAUGGUGUAGUUGUUUAUGCAGAUGAUGGUAAAAUAAAAAGUUUUGUGGAAAAACCACAGGAAUUCAUCUCCAAUAAAAUUAAUGCAGGCAUGUAUAUAUUCAAUCCAAGUGUGUUGAAAAGAAUAGAACUAAAACCUACUAGUAUAGAAAAAGAAGUCUUUCCAUUAAUGGCUCAUGAUGGAGAAUUGUUUGCCAUGGAAUUAACAGGAUUUUGGAUGGAUGUAGGGCAACCAAAAGAUUUCCUUAAAGGAAUGAGUAUGUAUCUAACAUCUUUGAGACAAAAAUCUCCAGAGAAGUUAUACUCUGGUCCAGGUGUUGUGGGCAAUGUAUUAAUAGAUGAAACAGCAAAGAUUGGCAAAGACUGUAGGAUAGGACCUAACGUCACAAUCGGUCCUGGUGUUAUAUUAUCCGACGGAUGCUGCAUUAAACGUAGCACCAUUCUUAAAUCGGCCAUAAUAAAAGAGCACGCAUGGCUGGACGGAUGUAUCGUUGGCUGGAGAAGCGUCGUAGGCCGUUGGGUACGAAUGGAAGGUACAACGGUACUUGGUGAAGAUGUAAUCGUUAAAGAUGAAUUAUACAUCAACGGAGGCCAAGUGUUACCUCACAAGAGUAUUUCCAACUCUGUGCCAGAACCGCAAAUAAUCAUGUGAUCA
Molecule: messenger RNA, 1285 nt
Organism: Dufourea novaeangliae
Lineage: Eukaryota; Metazoa; Arthropoda; Insecta; Hymenoptera; Halictidae
Gene: Gmppb
Product: mannose-1-phosphate guanyltransferase beta
Exons: 6
Coding region: 173-1282 (369 amino acids)
Biological process (GO): GDP-mannose biosynthetic process; cell wall mannoprotein biosynthetic process
Cellular component (GO): cytoplasm
Molecular function (GO): mannose-1-phosphate guanylyltransferase (GTP) activity; GTP binding
Source: RefSeq, a predicted model, not a curated record